This is a messenger RNA of Brachypodium distachyon (stiff brome), 910 nucleotides long. RefSeq names its product putative F-box protein PP2-B8. The transcript has 3 exons. NCBI's taxonomy places the organism in Eukaryota, Viridiplantae, Streptophyta, Magnoliopsida, Poales, Poaceae. The record is from RefSeq and is a predicted model, not a curated record. Bases 186 to 746 code for a protein of 186 amino acids.
UAAAAUACUAUAAAAUUUUCAAACCCGAAUGACAGGAACAAGUUUUUAACACAAAUGCGCCACACACGGUGGCACCCGUGGUUUUUUAUAGAGUACUAAUUCUCUUUGAUGGCGACAUCACGUUACAAAAUUCUCUUUGUGUUUAGAGUUUUGGGCUGCACAGAUCCACUGGCGCCAAAUGCUACAUGUUGUCUUCAACCCAGCUGCAAAUUGCUUGGGGUUUGGUAGACCUUUACUGGAGACAGAGGUCGGACCCAGAUUCAAGCUUCUCCAGGGUGUCGGAGCUCAUUUCAGUGUGUUGGUUCCGGAUCAUAGGCGUCAUCGACCGCAAGGAACUCACGCCACGCACACACUACGCGGGAUACCUCGUCUUCAAGCUCGCCCACGACGCCUCCGGCCUCAGCUCCCCGCGACAGGUGUCCUUCGUCGAUGUCGGCGGCCAACGGAUGGGGCUUGUCCGCGCGGUGUCUUUCCAUCCCUGCAACCGCCCUUCUUGCACGGCGAUGACCGCCGGAGAAGCGCCACAUGAGCACGAGGAAGAAGGCGGCGGCGGCGUACGCGUCGUGAGGUACCCACGACAACGGACGGACGGCUGGUUGGAGCUUGAGAUGGGCGACUUCCGCACCAUCGCCGGUGCUGAUGAUGAUAGUGCGGCCGAUGUAAGAAUGGAAGUGUGUGAGAUCGAGGAGCUGCUGUGGAAGAAGAGGCUCAUCUUCCAAGGGAUCGAGAUAAGGCCUAAGAAUUGAUUUACAAAAGGAGCAUGUGCACUACGUACUACUUUGCACGUCAAUGAUUAAGUUAAGUUGUUGUACACAAAUCGGGGGCCAUGAUAAUAAAAUGUGUUUAGUAAUUUGCAAGGUUAAUUCCCCUGACUCUUUUUGGGGCAUGUUUUUGUCUGACGAAAUCAACA